Messenger RNA from Ictidomys tridecemlineatus (thirteen-lined ground squirrel), 7428 nucleotides. It is a transcript of the gene Adcy9, whose product is annotated as adenylate cyclase 9. Gene Ontology annotation, cellular component: plasma membrane. The record is from RefSeq and is a predicted model, not a curated record. Gene Ontology annotation, biological process: intracellular signal transduction; adenylate cyclase-activating G protein-coupled receptor signaling pathway; cyclic nucleotide biosynthetic process. Gene Ontology annotation, molecular function: adenylate cyclase activity. Lineage: Eukaryota; Metazoa; Chordata; Mammalia; Rodentia; Sciuridae.
CGCCGCUGCUGCAGGAUGAAGCGCUGUUCGCCGCCGGCGGAGUUGUUUUUGCGAAAGCCGGUCGCCGUGCGGAGAGCGCUCAAGGUCUGAACUUCCCUCCGGAGCCGCAGUUGGAGGCGUGCGGCGCGGAGGCCACCAGCGGGUGAGGGCGCCCGAGGGGAGUGCACUGUGUCCGGGACCCGGGACCCAGGGCGGCCGCGGCGCCGGGACCCUCGGGAGCACCAGGUACCCCUGACCCGGCCGGGGAGGUUCUGAGAGCUCGGCAACAUGGCUUCCCCGCCCCACCAGCAGCUGCUGCAUCACCACAGCACCGAGGUGAGCUGCGACUCCAGCGGAGACAGCAAUAGCGUGAGGGUUAAGAUCAAUCCCAAGCAGCUGUCCUCCAACAGCCACCCCAAGCACUGCAAGUACAGCAUUUCAUCCAGCUGCAGCAGCUCCGGGGACUCCGGGGGCCUUCCCCGGCGAGUGGGUGGCGGGGGCCGCCUGCGCAGGCAGAAGAAGCUGCCCCAGCUGUUCGAGAGGGCCUCCAGCCGGUGGUGGAACCCCAAGUUCGACUCGGUGAACCUGGAGGAGGCCUGCCUGGAGCGCUGCUUCCCACAGACCCAGCGCCGCUUCCGGUACGCGCUCUUCUAUGUUGGCUUCGCCUGCCUUCUCUGGAGCAUCUAUUUCGCUGUCCACAUGAGAUCCAAACUGUUCGUCAUGGUGGCCCCCACUCUGUGCUUCUUGGUGGUGUGCGUGGGCUUUUUUCUGUUUACCUUCACCAAACUGUACACCCAACAUUACGCGUGGACCUCGCUGGCUCUCACCCUGCUGGUAUUUGCCCUGACCCUGGCUGCCCAGUUUCAGGUUUUGACACCCCUCUCAGGACGCGUAGACAGCUACAAUCAUACUCCUGCAACCAAGCCCACAGACACCUGCCUAUCCCAAGUGGGGAGCUUUUCAAUGUGCGUGGAAGUGCUCCUUUUACUCUACACCGUCAUGCACUUACCUUUGUACUUGAGCUUGUUUUUGGGGGUGGCCUAUUCAGUCCUUUUUGAGACAUUUGGCUAUCACUUUAGAGAUGAAGACUGCUUCCCCUCCCCCGCAGCCCAGGCCCUGCACUGGGAGCUACUGAGCCGAGCUCUGCUCCACGUCUGCAUCCAUGCCAUUGGGAUCCACCUGUUUGUCAUGUCUCAGGUGAGGUCCAGGAGCACCUUCCUCAAGGUAGGACAAUCCAUCAUGCACGGAAAAGAUCUGGAAGUAGAAAAGGCCCUCAAAGAGAGGAUGAUUCAUUCUGUGAUGCCAAGAAUCAUAGCCGAUGACUUAAUGAAACAGGGGGAUGAGGAAAGUGAGAAUUCCAUCAAGAGGCAUGCUACCUCUAGCCCCAAGAACAGGAAGAAAAAGUUCUCCAUACAGAAAGCUCCUAUAGCAUUCCGCCCUUUUAAAAUGCAGCAGAUUGAAGAAGUUAGUAUUUUAUUUGCAGAUAUUGUAGGCUUCACCAAGAUGAGUGCCAACAAGUCUGCUCAUGCCUUGGUGGGGCUCCUCAAUGACCUGUUUGGUCGCUUUGACCGACUGUGUGAGGAGACCAAGUGUGAGAAGAUCAGUACUCUGGGAGACUGUUACUAUUGUGUGGCAGGGUGUCCCGAGCCUCGGGCAGACCAUGCCUACUGUUGUAUUGAAAUGGGCCUAGGCAUGAUAAAAGCUAUUGAGCAGUUCUGCCAGGAGAAGAAGGAAAUGGUGAACAUGCGCGUUGGGGUUCACACGGGGACUGUCUUGUGUGGCAUCUUGGGCAUGAGGAGGUUCAAGUUUGAUGUGUGGUCCAAUGAUGUGAACUUGGCCAAUCUCAUGGAGCAGCUGGGAGUGGCUGGCAAAGUUCACAUUUCUGAGGCCACUGCAAAAUACUUAGAUGACCGGUACGAAAUGGAAGAUGGGAAAGUUAUUGAACGCCUUGGCCAGAGUGUGGUUGCUGACCAAUUGAAAGGUUUGAAGACAUACCUGAUAUCGGGUCAGAGAGCCAAGGAGUCUCACUGCAGCUGUGCAGAGGCCUUGCUUUCUGGCUUUGAGGUCCUUGACGGCUCACGGGUGUCCUCAGGCCCUAGGGGACAGGGGACAGCAUCGUCAGGGAGCGUCAGUGACUUGGCGCAGACUGUCAAAACCUUUGAUAACCUUAAGACCUGUCCGUCAUGUGGAAUUACAUUUGUUCCCAAAUCUGAAGCUGGUGCAGAAGGAGCAGCUGUGCAAAAUGGCUGUCAAGACGAACCUAAGACCAGCACCAAGGCUGCCGGAGGACCGAAUUCCAAAGCCCAGAAUGGACUUCUGAGCCCUCCCCAAGAGGAGAAGCUCACCAACAGCCAGACCUCCCUGUGCGAGAUCCUUCAGGAGAAGGGCAGGUGGGCGGGCGUGAGCCUCGACCAGUCAGCCCUCCUCCCACUGAGGUUCAAGAACAUCCGUGAGAAGACAGAUGCGCAUUUUGUGGACGUUAUCAAAGAAGACAGCCUGAUGAAGGAUUAUUUUUUCAAGCCACCAAUUAACCAGUUCAGCCUCAACUUCCUGGAUGCGGAGCUGGAGCGCUGCUACAGGACCAGCUAUCAGGAGGAGGUCAUAAAGAAUUCUCCUGUGAAGACUUUUGCCAGUGCUACCUUCAGCUCCCUCCUGGAUGUGUUUCUGUCCACAACAGUGUUCCUGAUCCUCUCGGUCACCUGCUUCCUCAAGUACGGGGCUGCUGCCACGCCUCCUCCACCUGCCGCUCUGGCCGUCUUCAGUGGGGCCCUGCUGCUGGAGGUGCUGUCCCUUGUGGUCUCCAUCAGGAUGGUGUUCUUCCUGGAGGAUGUCAUGGCAUGCACAAAGCACCUGCUGGAGUGGAUUGCUGGCUGGCUCCCUCGCCACUGCAUCGGGGCUGUCCUGGUGUCCCUGCCUGCCCUUGCUGUCUACUCACACAUCACCUCUGAAUUUGAGACAAAUAUACACUUCACUGUGUCCACCAGUUCAGCAGUGCUGGUGGCCGUUGUGCACUACUGUAACUUCUGCCAGCUCAGCUCCUGGAUGAGGUCCUCCCUUGCUACCAUCGUGGGGGCUGGGCCACUGCUUCUGCUCUACAUCUCCCUGUGUCCAGACAGUUCCAUAGUAAUUUCACCCCUGGAUGCAGCACAGAAUUUCAGUGCCAAGAGGAGCCCAUGCAACAGCUCGCUGCCACAGGACAGCAGCGAGCCAGCCAGCCUCGUGGGCAAGGAGCUCAUUCUUGCCUUCUUCCUCCUGCUCCUACUGGUCUGGUUCCUGAACCGAGAGUUCGAGGUCAGCUACCGCCUGCACUACCAUGGGGAUGUGGAGGCAGAUCUCCACCGCACCAAGAUCCAGAGCAUGAGGGACCAGGCCGACUGGCUGCUGAGGAACAUCAUCCCCUACCACGUGGCAGAGCAGCUGAAGGUUUCCCAGACCUACUCCAAGAACCAUGACAGCGGAGGAGUGAUCUUUGCCAGCAUCGUCAACUUCAGCGAGUUCUAUGAGGAGAACUACGAAGGGGGCAAGGAGUGCUACCGCGUCCUCAAUGAGCUCAUCGGGGACUUUGAUGAGCUCCUGAGCAAGGCGGACUACAGCAGCAUUGAGAAGAUCAAGACCAUUGGGGCCACAUACAUGGCCGCGUCAGGGCUGAACACUGCCCAGUGCCAGGAGGGCAGCCACCCACAGGAGCACUUGCGGAUCCUUUUCGAGUUCGCCAAGGAGAUGAUGCGUGUGGUAGACGACUUCAACAAUAACAUGCUCUGGUUCAACUUCAAGCUCAGGGUCGGCUUUAACCAUGGGCCCCUCACGGCGGGUGUCAUCGGUACCACCAAGUUGCUAUAUGACAUCUGGGGGGACACCGUCAACAUUGCCAGCAGGAUGGACACCACUGGGGUGGAGUGCCGCAUCCAGGUGAGCGAAGAGAGUUACCGCGUGCUGAGCAAGAUGGGCUACGACUUCGACUACCGGGGGACGGUGAAUGUCAAGGGCAAAGGGCAGAUGAAGACCUACCUUUACCCAAAGUGCACGGACAAUGGGGUGGUACCCCAGCACCAGCUGUCCAUUUCCCCGGACAUCCGUGUCCAGGUGGAUGGCAGCAUCGGGCGAUCUCCCACAGACGAGAUCGCCAACCUGGUGCCUUCUGUCCAGUACUCAGACAAGACAUCCUUGGGCUCUGAUGACAACGCACAGGCUAAAGACCUGCACCUGUCUUCUAAGAGACCCUGGAAAGAGCCCAUCAAGGCCGAAGAAAGGUGUCGCUUUGGCAAAGCCAUAGAGAAGGAGGACUGUGAGGAUGUGGGAGCGGAAGAAGCCAAUGAGCUCACCAGGCUCAACGUCUCCAAGAGUGUGUGAGGCAGCGCCCAGAGCUGCCCGAGGUGCUCUGUUCAUCGAAACACAAUAAUAUUUGUAUUUGGCUGUGGCACUUUCUAAGCGCCACGGUUCCUGUCCCGGAUGUGGUGUUAUGUGGUCAUUUCAGCCCUAAUUCUGUGUGGAUCACAGUUAUUCAGGGUUCGUUUCCAUCCAUUUCUUCUUUCCUUUGCUCCCUUCCUUGGAAAUUGCCCCCCUUGGGGAUGAUCCGUUCAGCUGCUGAAGGAGAACAAGUGCCUUCAGGGUAGGCUCGCCUCCAGGCCAGGACGCGGCCAGUGGGGUCGUGGUUCUGGGUACUGUUUGACUUUUGAAACAGAAGCUGUGGUUAGAUCUCAUUUUUAUUGCCUUUUCUCACAAGACACUUUUUGUUGUUAUUGGCUCAUACAGUGUUUCCAAGUUUAUUUUUUUCUGUAUACGUGAUAGUGUUUCCCAGUCACCUGGCCUUUCUCAGUAAGCACACACACGCACACACAUUUGCAUCUAUGAAUCUGAUAUAAAGUGCCAGUAAUUCGCUGGGAUGGGGUAGAGAGGGGAGCAUGGGCUGAAAAAGCCCAGAAGCCCCUCCUGCCAUGCUCUCCCAAGCACCUGGGCCCUCCCGCGCAUGGGCCAUGGGUGGACCGCUCCCCACAUCAAGUGAUUUCAGGGUUCACCCGCAUGCAGGCCAAGAUUUCAAAUGCUCACCGGGCACAAAGCUUGUAAACCCAGGCCUCAGGAAUCUCAAAGCCCUUCUUCACCCUGACCCUCCACCGAGGGGUCUUCCAGUGGGAGUGAAGUGUUUGUCUUAGAAGCUGACUCAUCAGAGGGGGAAGCUCAAAAUAAAUGUCUGAGGGUUGCAGUUAUUUAUUUAUUUAUUUAUCAGGAUGUGUGUCUGGGGAGGGGGUGCUCAUGUUUUGAUGGAGGGAAAUAGGCCAUGGGAGGGCAGGGGGUUCCAAAAGGGCGUAGAGACCAUCAAGGACAAGGUGUCCCUUGUGUUUCCACCACAGGGGGCCAAGCUGCAGCCCAGGGUGCUCCCCCUUGUGGAGAUUCAGGCCAAAACCAGCUGGGCUUUAGGCAAGCCCGUGCAGGUGGCGCAGGCACUGUCUUGGCUUCACAUGUUCAGGAAGUUCCUCGAUCUUUCCCACUCCACAGCUGCUCGGCCGACUUAGUCUGGACUUAAUCACGGCAGGAUGCAGUCUCCUGCAUCCUCUCACACCAAGUACCUAGGGGCAGAGCCAUCUGUCCAGCCAGCAGAAGGGAGAAAACCUAAGAAAAGUCGCAUCUGUUCUCUUGAGUGCCACCCCAGCUAGUAGUCAUGUUUUGCCACAUUGAGUCUGAAGUUGAUGUUGAAUGGAACUCAAGCCACAGUUGCCCUGUCCUGGUCAUUUUGCCCAGUGACACUGGCAUGUGGUUCAUGAUGCCACUGAAGACCAGCUUGGCACCUGUCAAGGUCCGCACGCCGCGCUCUGUGUUCUCUCGCUGGUGAACCUCACUGUUAAUUCUCACAUCACUCCCCCCCAGAGACAGAAUCUGCCGCUUCUGGCCUGGUGACAUCUCUGUUCUGGUCAGUCACCUUGAGGCGACACCUGGGACGGCCACCCAGCAGUACCCCAGUCCUGGGACUGUGACUGUGAGAGUUUCUUCAGGUUUGACUGUCAGUUUGUCUGUCUUCCAAUUCUAAAGAAAGGAUGGUUGUGACAAUACCUCUUAAUUCUGAAGAAUGUAUUCUUAUAAAACACCGCAGAUUUUUUUUCUUAAGAAACACUACCUGAUGCUUUCCUUGCACUAGGGGUGGAAGACACGUCAGCCUUUCUCCCAUCAGUAUUAGGUGUAUAUCCGAGGGUCAUUCUCUCUGCCUUCCACUUAUAAGCUGUAUAGCUUUGAGGGACUGGCUGGUUGCCAAUAUCAUCUCUCUCAAAAUGUGCCCUACCAGCCAUGUGUGGUGGCACAUGCCUAUAAUCCCAGCUAUUUGGAAGGCUGAGAUAGAAACAAUGAAAGUUGAGAUCAGCCUCAGCAGCUUAGUGAGACUCUGUCUCAAAAUAAAAUAAGAGGCUGGGGAUGUUGCUCAGUGCUAGAGCAGCCCUGGGUUCACUCCCUAGUACCACCAAAUAAAAAUAUAAACGCUCUACCAGGUUCAUCUCUACACACACUUCUUUUCUUCCUUGUCCAACUGUUUCCCUCCCCUGCUACAAAGGUGUUUGUGAUUCCUCAUCUCCCCUUAACCUCCAAGCUGCAGACCUAGGGGAGAGAAUCAUUAGCCUCUGGUUCAGCACUGGGCAAAUAGAGCCUCUGAGGACAGGCUGCUUACACAGAGAAUGAGUGGUCUUUAAAGCACCAGGGCUUCCUAAACCACCCUGCAGACAAUCUCUCCUCCUCUCUGGCAUCCCUGAUGUCCUGCUCCAAAGCAUACCUCAAUGCAGAGCCACAGAAUCUCUGUGCACACUUGCCAUCCACUGGCACUGAACUAGUGGCUGUCUCUGGAGGUGGUGGAGCUUCUGACUGUGGGCUUGGGUGCCGGGGAGGUGUCCUGCAGGUGGCAGUACUUCUUAAGAACUUAGGGUAGGAAGCAAUAUGUCAGAAUUGAAUGUGUGUAAAUAGUCGCUUUGAGUUGCAAAUGCUAUUUUCUUCAUGGCCCCAGAUCAGAUCAAAUUUUAUAUAUCUAUAUGAUCAACAAGCACAUAUGAUUUUACCCAGUGCAGACAAAGUAGAGCGCCAGUUGUGAGCCCUUAAAAAGCUUGAGAGUCCCUCAGAUUGCACCACACCUGCACACAGCUCCCUCAACACUGACUUGACUUCACUUGCGGGGACUGCACCUGCACAUUUGCACGUGACGUGGAGAGCCAAAGGCAGUGUGCCACCCCUCACCUGGGCUGUGAUCACUUGCACUUUCCAAAGAUACUUCUGCAUUUACAUUUCAAAGUUUUCAAGGUAAGCAUUUUUGGUUGUUUCAAAAAUCACAUCAUGCCUAGAAUCUGAAAUGAAAUCAGCAAGAACCCACUGUUUGCAUUUUCCGUAUUUCCUUUGCUCUGCUCUUUUUAAAUUGUUAAUUCCAAAAAUUUCAAAAUGCAUCCACUGAAGAAAUGGACAUUAAAAUAUUCUAAAAUCUAA